Medicago truncatula (barrel medic) is the source of this 903-nucleotide messenger RNA. RefSeq lists its product as uncharacterized. The transcript has 4 exons. Bases 1 to 903 code for a protein of 300 amino acids. NCBI's taxonomy places the organism in Eukaryota, Viridiplantae, Streptophyta, Magnoliopsida, Fabales, Fabaceae. The record is from RefSeq and is a predicted model, not a curated record.
AUGCCUGAGGUUACAGAUGUCCUUAAAGACAAACUACCUAAUGUGGGAAAUGCAAAUGGCUUGAUUGGUCACUCUAUACUUUUUAAGGCAACUCGUGGAAUUGGGGAAGAAGAGGUGAAAUUCGAAAAGGAUAAUGUGUCAGAGAAACAACUUCAACAAGAAUGCCCAUCACAAGAAGACUGUCCAAACAAUGAAAUCGUCUUGAAAAAUGUUUGCAAGAAUCAAAUAUCAAGUGUUUCAUCAGGAAAAAUUACUCCAGGUCCUGAUGAGACAACAGGUCAUCUGAAUGAAGAGGUAGCUCAAAUAAGCACAACAACCAGAGAAACAAGGAGCAGAGGUAGAAAAUUUAAGUCGCGUGUGGAUGAAUCGUGCAAACAUGUUGAAAAGGUAGUUCAAAACAUAAGCACGGCAACGAAAAAAAUAAGGAGCAGAGGUAGAAAAUCUAAGUCAUGUGUGGAUGAAUCGUGCAAACAUGUUGAAAAGGUAGUUCCAAAAGUAAAGGAGGACCCAAAAGCAAAUGUGGCAAGCAUAAAAAAGGCUAACACAGUGGGCGGCAUUGUUAUUUGUGAACCAAAUCAAAGUGAAGCCAAGGGUAUGAAGAAUUUUUUAAUAAAUAAUAAUGAUGAAGAAUCUAACAUUGAUCAUAAAGGAAAAGGGAAUUUGAUUCAAACAAAUGAAUUAGAUUCUUCAUCCUCUUCGGAAGAAGAAGACCUAGCAUUUGCAUCACAUUCUAAACUCUUUCCAUAUGAUACACUACGAUUUGGGGAAGGUGCCUCAAAGUUUUUUCAAGAUGGAACCGAUUUUAGGCGCCAACUCAAUAUUGGGGAAGGCAUCAAAGAAAAUGCUUUGGAAGAUAUCCAGAUCCCUCAAAACCAUGUCCAAGUAAGUACUCCUAAAUUAUAA